Plasmodium vivax (malaria parasite P. vivax) is the source of this 1233-nucleotide messenger RNA. RefSeq lists its product as hypothetical. Bases 205 to 1233 code for a protein of 342 amino acids. The record is from RefSeq and is a predicted model, not a curated record. The transcript has a single exon. Lineage: Eukaryota; Apicomplexa; Aconoidasida; Haemosporida; Plasmodiidae.
CCCCCCGCAAGCGCCAUUCGGAUUGCCUCCCCCACGAGGAACCCCAAAUGGGGGAGCACGCAAAGAUGAUGCCUCUGCAGAGAUAAGCCAGCGGAGUGCCCCUCCCGUUUGCCUGUUAGCGGCCACUCCGUCGUGCCGCCCCCUUACGUGCUGCCUCCUAGCGCCCACUUCCCCGUGCCGCCUCCUUACGGGGCGCCCCCCAAAAUGAUCGCCUUCGACGAGCUCUUCGAGUUCCUACGGGAGGCAGAACUAACGUGCGACAACUUUAACGAGCAGGUGGAAGAGCAGGAGGCCAUCAUCCUCUUCCUAAAUGAGUUAAAACUCUACAUCGCCGAUCUCUCCCUUUCGCUAAAGCAUAAGAUAAACGCCUCGGAUGAUGUUACCGAGCACGACAUUUUGAAGAAGAUCAUUAACAAGAAGGAGAGUCUGGAGUGGGUCCUUCGGAACAAGAGGGAUGCUUUUCUAGGGGAGGACCACUCGGGCGGGAGCUCUUCCCCGCUCAUCUGCGUUGAAGGGGCCAACCGAGGUGUAAACGCAGACGCAUCCUCAAAAGUGAGCUCCCUUGAGAAGGAGCACCCAACCCCGUCGCACAGUCUUUCCUUUACAACGCAGAGGUAUAAUAACGUGGAACCAUCGCCUACCGGGGGGGAGGCCCCAAAUGAACAGGAAUUCCCCGCAAAGGAAUCCCCCGCAAAGGAAUCCCCCGCAAAGGAAUCCCCCGCAAAGGAAUCCCCCGCAAAGGAAUCCCCCGCAAAGGAAUCCCCCGCAAAGGAACCCCCCGCAACAGCCCAAUCGGAGCGCAACGAAAGCUACGACCAGGUGGAAACCCUAAAUGAUGAGGUCCUAAAGGAAUGGAGCGAGCAAAUUGACGAAUAUGACAACCUCCUGUACGAAUACUCCUUUGCAUUUAAAAAAAAUGAUUUGCAUAAAAAAAUGGAAUUCCAAAAAAAUAUGAACAAGUCAGGUGAAAAUAUCGAUGAGGAGUUGUGCCUACUGGCACAGGAAAUGAAGGAAAACGUGCUGACGUACAGAAACAUAAUUGUGGAGGACAACCGCAUGCUGGAGCAGUCGGCCAACAAGCAGCUUUCCAAUUUGGAUAACAUAACUGAUGUGUAUAGGAAGACCAAGAAGAUGGGGCAGAGCAAAAGCAUUUCCUUCUUCGUGUCGCUCCUCAUAAUUGCCGCGUCGGCCCUGCUGUUCGUGCUCACCUUCUUCGUCAUCCUCAUUUUGUAG